Purpureocillium takamizusanense is the source of this 1957-nucleotide messenger RNA. RefSeq lists its product as uncharacterized. Lineage: Eukaryota; Fungi; Ascomycota; Sordariomycetes; Hypocreales; Ophiocordycipitaceae. The transcript is spliced from 2 exons. Bases 270 to 1583 code for a protein of 437 amino acids. The record is from RefSeq and is a predicted model, not a curated record.
CUCGUGUUCCCAGCCACCGAUUUGUUACACCCGCCUAAAAAACCGCUACUGCAAAUUAUAAGUCGAACUCGCUUCUUUGGCGUUGGCAAACGUCGCACAACCAACGACUCCAGCGCCAGACGCAUACACAAAGGCAAAGACGCACGACCGCGCCUCUGACGAGAGCGACUUCGGGUUACUCACGCAUCAAUCACGUGCGGUCGCGCUCCCAUCAGUCCCGUCAAACGCCAGGAUAGGCACGUAGCUACCCUGCAGGCGGGCUCAUCGCCAUGGCGCCCCCUUCGUCGAUGCUGCUCCUCCCAGCCUCGAUCCUGGCGCUCGUUUCUCAGGCCGCGGCUGCCCAACAAGUUCCCACGGCGGUCAAGAAGCUCUCUCUAGACUCUAGCGAGAAGAUUUUUCCUGAGCACCUUGCCUUUGCGCCGCUGCUGCUGUCAUCCGCUGGCGGGAUCCAGGACAGCGAUGUCUUUCUCCGGAACCUCAACCACCACAGCUAUGACGACGAUGAGGAUGCUGCGGUGCAACGUCACAACGGCACGGAGCGGGUCUUUCGCCCAGCGUUCGCGCGCCACCUCGACGACGGCGAGGAGCAAGCCCUGCGGCGCGCGGCGGCGGCGCUUGCCCUGCUGCGUAAACGCGCCGCCAGCUGCCCGACUGGCAUGACGAGCUGCGCGGACCAGGGCUCGCCCAACAAGUGCUGCCAGAAGGGCACCUAUUGCACCGACGUGCCGGACACGAUGGUCGGGCACGUCGCAUGCUGUCCGGACGGGUCCAAGUGCGGAGGCGGCGUCGGCGACUGCCCCGCGGGGGCGACGAGCUGUCCUGCUGACCUCGGCGGUGGCUGCUGCAUUCCGGGCUACGUCUGCCAAGGUGUCGGAUGUGUGCCUAGCGCUUCGGCGACGCAGAGCCCCAGCGCCCCGUUGACGAUCACAUCCACCCAGACUACCAUGGUCGGGGGCAGCCCAUCGACUGUCAUUGUCACGCUGACAGUGACGCGCACUUCGUCCGCCGCACCCACCACGGAGACGCAGACGACGACUGUCACCGCGUCCGGUGGCGGCUCCGCCACGGGCCGGCCCCCAUGGCGGCAGACGGGCUCGUCCUCCGACUCGGAAUCCACCAGCGCGACGACGACCGCGGCGCCGACCUCCCAGGGCGAGCCCACGCAGACAGGGUGCCCCACGGGCUUCUACGGAUGCAUGGCGACGCACGGUGGCGGCUGCUGCCGCACCGACCGUGACUGCCAGACGCACGACUGCCCGGCGGGCUCGUCGACGACGCUCGUGUCGGGCGGCCUGACGGUGGUGGUGCCCGCGACCGACGUGCCCAAGGCGACGGCGUCGGCGACGUGCGCGGGGGGUUGGUUCCUGUGCGGCAAGGACGCCGGGCCCGUGGCCGGGUGCUGCCCGAGCGGGUACGACUGCGGCACGGCGAGCUGCUUCACGGCGGGCGCGAGCCAGACGGGGAGCGUGCAGAAGGAGGCGCCGGAAAAGGGGGCCGCCGCGGCUGCCAUGGCGAGCGGCGCUGGGCUGCGGGCCGCGGUUGUGGUGGCCGUGGGUGUGUGGGUGCUGCUGGCGGUGGCAUGAAGGGGGGGGAGGCAUCUUCCCCGGUGCGAUGAGUAACGAAUCAUGACAGACAGCAUUUAGAAGAAGGAAGACGGUGAGAGUCACGCCUUGGCGGAUGUGCGGCUGCAGCGAUGCGUCGAACAGCCAGGUAUCACGGACCUUGCCCCGGUGCAAGCCACAACAACGAAACGAGGUAGUUAUCAGUCGAACUUGCAAGUGCAGUAAUACCACAACGUGGGGAAGGCAACACGAACAUCACCGACGAUUGCAGUACCGGAAAGUGAGUUCCGUGUGUCGUUGUCGGCGCCUUCGCCGCCGGGUCGUUCAGGUCGACGAGCUUCGAUCCUGCCAAACAAAGUGCCUGCAUCGCCAUCGCCCACGGCUGCCACACGAAC